GGGAGGUUUGUGUGUGAUGGGUGGAUGUCGCUGUCAGUUGUUGCUUCUUGGCGCAACUUGUCAGAUUUGAGCGGAAAUCAACAGUUUUGGAUGAGAAACCAUCAAAUGAUCUGAUCAGACAGACAGAGACAGAAGCGUGAUGUAGAUUUUAAAAGCGCCACCCUCAGAUGACAGCAGCUUGUUGAGUUUGCAACAUUAAAAACAGCGUUUGUUCUUCUGCAACUAUGCGUAAAUUUAAGAUGCCUUUGGAGUUUGUGCGUAAAAGUACGCGCUUCCCCGCGGCGGCGCACCACCAGCAGCAGCAGCAGCAGCACGCUCGCUUCCCGUACUCUCCUCAUCUUCAUCUUCAUCGGAUCUAGAGCUGAGCAGCUGAGCAGUUCAGCCGUCAACCCGUCUGAAAAUGGCUGUGCUGCUCCGUCCUCCCCGGAGGAGCUCCAGCCGGAUCACAGCCCUCCUUGUGCGCUCAGCGUGUGUUUUGUUUCUCGUUGUCGUCUGCGCUGCCUCCGCCGCGCGUCGUGAUGCUGUCGAGGGAAACAACGACACGUCUCAUCAUCCUCUAACUAACUCCACCGCUCACAAGAAGAAGCCUUUCCCCGUCCUCUCCUUCAACUACGACCACGUCAGGAAGCCCUUUGAGAUCUCUCUGUGGAUCCUGCUGGCCCUGCUCAUGAAACUUGGCUUUCACAUCAUCCCCACAGUGUCGACCGUUGUCCCAGAGAGUUGUCUGCUGAUCUUCGUUGGUCUGCUGGUUGGCGGCAUUAUCAAAGCCAUCGGAGAGGAAGCUCCCAUCCUCGACUCUAAGCUCUUCUUCCUCUACCUGCUGCCUCCCAUCAUCCUCGAUGCCGGCUACUUCCUGCCAAUCCGGGCCUUCACGGAGAACAUGGGCACCAUUUUGGUGUUCGCGGUGGUGGGGACUCUGUGGAACGCCUUCUUCAUCGGCGGGAUGAUGUACGGCGUUUGUCAGAUUGAAGGAGCCAAGCUCGCCGACGUGGACCUGCUGUCCUGCCUGCUGUUCGGCUCCAUCAUCUCGGCCGUGGACCCCGUCGCCGUCUUGGCCGUGUUUGAGGAGAUCCACAUCAACGAGCUGCUGCACAUCCUCGUGUUCGGGGAGUCGCUCCUCAACGACGCCGUCACUGUGGUCCUCUAUCACCUGUUCAAGGAGUUUUCCCACGCCGGGACUGUGACAGUUGUCGACGCUGUCCUCGGUGUGGUCUGUUUCCUCGUGGUUUCACUGGGAGGUGUCCUGGUGGGAGCCAUUUACGGCCUCCUGGGAGCUUUUACCUCUCGCUUCACCUCGCACACUCGAGUCAUCGAGCCCCUGUUCGUCUUCCUCUACAGCUACAUGGCUUACCUCUCCGCUGAGGUCUUCCAUCUGUCGGGCAUCAUGUCGUUAAUAGCAUGCGGCGUGAUGAUGCGGCCGUACGUGGAGGCCAACAUCUCCCACAAGUCGUACACCACCAUCAAAUAUUUCCUGAAGAUGUGGAGCAGCGUGAGCGAGACGCUCAUCUUUAUCUUUCUCGGUGUUUCCACGGUGGCCGGUCCUCACGCCUGGAACUGGACCUUCGUCGUUUCCACCGUGGUCCUCUGUCUCGUAUCAAGAGUCUUGGGAGUCAUUGGUCUCACGUUCAUCAUCAAUAAAUUUCGUAUUGUGAAGCUGACCAAAAAGGAUCAGUUCAUCGUGGCCUACGGCGGCCUGAGAGGUGCCAUCGCCUUCUCGCUCGGCUUCCUGCUGACCAACAGCGAGAUGAAGCAAUUGUUCCUCACCGCGAUCAUCACGGUCAUCUUCUUCACUGUCUUUGUGCAGGGAAUGACAAUCAGGCCUCUGGUGGAACUUUUAGCCGUGAAGAGGAAGAAGGAGAACAAGGGAUCGAUAAAUGAGGAGAUUCACACACAGUUCCUGGAUCAUCUCCUCACAGGAAUCGAAUGCAUCUGUGGUCAUUACGGACAUCAUCACUGGAAAGACAAGCUGAACCGCUUCAAUAAAGCCUACGUGAAGAAGUGGCUGAUCGCAGGCGAACGCUCCACAGAGCCUCAGCUCAUCUCCUUCUACAACAAGAUGGAGAUGAAGCAGGCCAUGAUGCUGGUGGAGAGCGGGAGCGCCGCCAAGCUGCCCACGAUUGUGUCGUCCGUCUCCAUGCAAAACAUUCAGCCACGAGGGCCGGCCAGACGUCGCGCGAUCCCGAGCAUCUCGAAGAGUCGCGAGGAAGAGAUCAGAAAGAUUCUGAGAAACAACCUGCAGAAGACGAGACAGAGGCUUCGUUCCUACAGCCGGCACGACCUGAUGCUCGACCCGUUUGAGGACCUGAGUGAAGUUCGCUUCAGGAAGCAGAGGGUGGAGAUGGAGAGGAGGAUGAGUCACUACCUCACAGUUCCUGCAAACCGUCAAGAGACGCCGCAAGUGAGAAAAGUCUGCUUCGAACCAGAACACCAGGUUUACACGUAUGAUGACAGCGAUAGCACCAGAGGUCCGAGGUCCAGCCCUCCCGAUGCCGUCAGCCUGUUGAGCGAAUCACCGCAGAGGCCCAGUCGGAGAGGGGACGGCGAGCUGAGGGCGAAGGACGAGCAAGAGGAGCUGAAACUAUCCCGCUGCCUUAGUGACCCCGGUCCAAAGAAGGAAGAGGAAGGAGACGGCUAAUUCAUCUCAUAAUAAUAAUAAUAAUAAUAACAAAGCACAUAUUUACAGUCCAGAGAGCAGAGGAUGAUUCCUGAUCUCCUCGUGGAGUCUGCUGUAUGUGAACGGGAGUCACAGCAAAGCUCGAUAUUUUUAAAGUGUUCUUUGUUCUGUUUUUGUGAUAUGAGAUUUUUUUUUUGGGGUAUGCUUGUUUUUCAUAUGGAUUUUUUUUUAUCAUGUAACACAUUACCAAAGCAUGCACCACUGGCCAUUUGAACAUCUGUCAGGAUUUGACAGGUGUCAGCAUUUUGUGUCUUUAACAUGCAGCCUCAAAUAGUACAAAA
This is a messenger RNA of Larimichthys crocea (large yellow croaker), 2955 nucleotides long. It is a transcript of the gene slc9a1b, whose product is annotated as solute carrier family 9 member A1b. The transcript has 12 exons. NCBI's taxonomy places the organism in Eukaryota, Metazoa, Chordata, Actinopteri, Sciaenidae. The coding region runs from base 401 to 2635 and encodes 744 amino acids. Gene Ontology annotation, biological process: sodium ion import across plasma membrane; regulation of intracellular pH; potassium ion transmembrane transport. Gene Ontology annotation, molecular function: sodium:proton antiporter activity; potassium:proton antiporter activity. Gene Ontology annotation, cellular component: plasma membrane. The record is from RefSeq and is a predicted model, not a curated record.